AUGGGUCGGCAUCGAAGCUCAUCGUCAUCAAAGCCGACCCCCACCUUACGGAAGCUUAAAGUCGUCAAGGAGGGUACCAAGAACAUCCACAUCAUUCUUGUGCCUGGCGUAGGGACCCUUGCUUGUGACGACUGGUCCUUCUACCGGCACCAGCCCUGGAGCGACUUCUUCGCCUCACUGGACACCGGGGUUGCCAUUCACGGUUACAAUCAUGGUGUGUCUCUGGAGGACUGCUUCUCCUGGCAGCAGCUCCUAAACGAGGGAGAAGAGUUUCUCGAAAAGCUUCAAACUUUCGUAGACAAACACAGGGUAAUCGUUACUUUCCUCUUUUUUGCGCUAUUUGCUAAGAAUAAUAUCAAGGAACCGAAACGUCUGCUGUUUAUUUGUCAUGGCCUUGGCGGUGUCAUUGCCAAAAAGGCGCUGUGUAUCGCCGGUACGCGUAACGCCCGGUGCUCCCACCUCUUGACCACCAUAGCUGGCAUUGUGUUCCUCGGUACUCCGCACCGCCUCGAAGGAGCGAGCGAGGGCGAUUUUGGUGGUCGACUUGCCAGCAUCUUAAAGCUCGGUAAUCUCACUAGAACUACACUAAACCGUCAGGCUCUCGCACGGCUAAGAGACGCCCGCGUGAUGCUCGAGCUGGCGGAUGAUUUCGAAGAGACGAAUAUACGUGUAGAGAUGCUGUCAAUCUUUGAGAAGGAAUUGACUGAAAUAAAAGACCACAGGCCUUUGAAACCCAAGACGAGGAAGAUCAUUGUUCGACCCCAAGUCGUCGACGAGCUUUUGUGUUCUAUUGGGACAAAUAUGGAAAGGAAACUCGGCGUACAGCUUGACCACCUCCAACUUCCGGCGAUGCGUGAUGAACAUGGGAGUUCAAUAUCCCAGAUAAGGCUCUGGUUGAAAUCCAUCAUCUGCCCACCAAAUGUACAGAACCAACCUAACAACAGAGCUCACAAUGUGCAAAUUCUACCGGCGGACAUGAGCAAUUCAACCCGACAGGCUGCCAGAAACGGAGUCUCUGGCUGGCCAGAGCCUAGGGCGUCCUCUCACGUUAACGCUGAUUCAAGCCCAGAACAACAAUCUAUCGAGGCUCUCCUGGAGAACUUCUCCGUGCAACAACUUGAUCCCGGAAUACCUUGUUUAAUGAUGCACGCCUAUGCGAGGAACAAGGACUUCUACGGAAGACAAGAUGUUCUAAGCAAAAUUGAUGAUUGGCUUCUUCCUGCAAAUGACCAGAUGCCACCUUCACCGCCCGAUCGAAUACACGUGGGAAUACUAUGCGGCAUGCAUGGUCUCGGGAAGACAGAAAUAGCUAUCGAAUAUGCGUUUACUCGCGAAGCCCGCUUCGACGCUGUACUCUGGAUCCGAGCCGAUGACUCUUCCAAACUUGAAUCAGACAUUGCUCAAAUCGCUAUCCGUUUGGGCAUCCAGGACCCCAACGAGCCAGACAACCAGGUCACCAAUCGAGGACUCGCUAUUGAGUGGCUACGCAACCCAUUUAAGAUAGAUCAUAGUACUGGGGUGCGUGUACGCGCUUCCUGGCUGGUCAUUUUCGACAAUGCCGACGAACCUGAUAUCCUGGCACCGUAUCGUGACAUCGCUCAUAGCGGUGCAGUCUUGAUCACUAGCCGCAGCCCCCUCUCGAAGACCAGUUUUUCGCACCAUGCAAGCUCUCUCGAUGUUCAGACUUUCGAUGUAGAAGAUGCUGGAUUGUUUGUUCAAAAAUAUACGGAGAUUGAGGGCCAUCUUGAAGAAGCCAGACAGGUUGGCGAUCGACUAGGUGGCCUACCUCUUAAGCUAGCCCAGAUGGCUGGUAUAAUUAGGCUUCGAUUUCUGACCUAUUCUGACUUCAUGAGGAUCUACGAUGCCGAAGAGAUUCACGAGAUGGAGGUUCAAUCACCCCGAAAGCCGGCUCGUGGACAGAUUUCAACAGUCUUAGAGAAACUGUCGGAUAGCGCACGAGCAAUUUUGGAGGUUUCAUCGUUUUUGGAUCCAGACAGCAUCCAGGAGGAGCUCUUAACAACCCACGCUACUAAUGUAGACAUCCCCUCGUACCCCAAGAACGUGGGGGCGUUUUUCAUGGCUCGGGGGCAAUUGAUCGGAUCGUCCCUUUUCCGCCAUAACCAGGAGAAGGCUGAGUAUUGGAUACAUCGCUCAACGCGGGACGAUGUGCGUGCACAAAUUGAACCCGAACGAAAACGAAAGGUCUUUUCAAAUGUGGUCACCAUGGUCGCAGCUGCCUGGCCAGUUCAAGAAGUCGAGGGUCAUGAUGUCACACUAUGGGAUACAUCAAAAGCACUCUAUCCACAUGUCCUCAGCCUGGAGGACGCUUACAAGAAAUACUUCAAGCAAAAGGAAUAUCUUGACGGCGACUUUCAAUUUGCUGAACUUCUCAAUCGUGCUGGAUGGUACAAACACGAACGCGGUGAAUCCCCUAUCAUAAAACCUUUAUUGGAACUGGCCCUGGACCUCUGCAAUCGCGGUACAUCGGUCGAUCACCAAGACUUGGAAUCCGACAUCCGGUACACACUUGGAGCAGUCGCAAGCGGGACGAAUGACGCAGAUGGGAGCAUGAUGCAUAACAAGCGAGUCCUCGAGAUUCGCUUGGCCAUCGCAGAAGGAAGAGGCACAGUUGACGAGAAACUUGCCAGCGCUUACAACCAGAUGGGCAUAUCGUGGGUGAUGGCCGGCGAUUACAAGAAGGGGGAAGAACAUUUUGCGACGUCUGCGCAGACGUACGAGAAUAUCCCGGACUAUACCAAGGACAAGCGCUCAUUGGCCCUCGUGAAUCUUGGUUUAACGUACUGGCUCCAGGGAGACUUGAAGCAGGCGUCGGAUGUGCUAGAGACGGGCCUCGCAGAUCGAGAGAAAAUAUACGGACCCAUGGACAAACAUUGUUUCCGGACCGGUCGCUUCCUUCAGGCACUCGGAAACGUGCGUUUCUCUCAAGGCCGGCUCAAGGAAAGUGAAGAUUUUCAUCGACGGGCCCUCAAGCAGUAUCAGUCUACCAUCCGCAACCGCCAUCAUCGAACUGCAGAUGUCUGCCACAAGAUGGCACAGCAUUGCCUUCGCAACGGGCUUCUUGAGGAUGCCAUCGUGUUCAUCGACCAAGCCCUCAAGAAUUGGAGCGUUGAUCCAGAAAUAUAUGCUCCUGAGAUAGCGCGGACAUCAUUCCUGAAGGCUAAGGUGCUCACAGAAGCUGGGCGGGAGAAUGAUGCAGCAAAGUUGUUCCAAGAGGGAGCAUCCAUGCGACACAAGAUCACGAAGGUGUGGCGAGACAGCAAGGACCUGCGAGAGGAGGACUUUGAUGAAUUGGUCACAUUCUGGUCAAAAUAA
Molecule: messenger RNA, 3333 nt
Organism: Penicillium cataractarum
Lineage: Eukaryota; Fungi; Ascomycota; Eurotiomycetes; Eurotiales; Aspergillaceae
Exons: 7
Coding region: 1-3333 (1110 amino acids)
Molecular function (GO): protein binding; ADP binding
Source: RefSeq, a predicted model, not a curated record